AAGGCGCACAUGGCCUUCGUUGAGCGACUGGUAACUGAUGGUCAAGGUGACCCCUACCGAGAAAUGAUUGGCCUCGUCACUCUGGAGGACGUAAUUGAGGAGAUUAUCCAGGCGGAAAUAGUCGACGAAACCGAUGUUUUCAGUAUGUUUACUUCCCUUCUUCAAUUCCCCUAA
Dibothriocephalus latus is the source of this 174-nucleotide messenger RNA. The record is from the annotation of a GenBank genome assembly. NCBI's taxonomy places the organism in Eukaryota, Metazoa, Platyhelminthes, Cestoda, Diphyllobothriidea, Diphyllobothriidae.